Molecule: messenger RNA, 4252 nt
Organism: Condylostylus longicornis
Lineage: Eukaryota; Metazoa; Arthropoda; Insecta; Diptera; Dolichopodidae
Gene: Dis3l2
Product: DIS3-like exonuclease 2
Exons: 5
Coding region: 117-4019 (1300 amino acids)
Biological process (GO): miRNA catabolic process; mRNA catabolic process
Cellular component (GO): exosome (RNase complex); P-body
Molecular function (GO): RNA binding; 3'-5'-RNA exonuclease activity
Source: RefSeq, a predicted model, not a curated record
CGUCAACGUCACUUUUCAAGCAUUUGUCUUUAUUUUGGGAAAGUUUUAAAAUUGUUUAUUUAAAUAUUUUUUAUUCUUUAGUUUAUGAUAUAAUCGGGAAAUGAAAAUUAAAAAAAAUGGAAAAAGAAUCACUUUCAUCUGACGCGAACAAAGAAACCCAAAUAAAAAUUUUACAGGAACAAUUGAAGGCUAGUGGAAACCGAUUGCAAGCAUCACUCACCGAGUAUCGUAAAAAAAUUGAAGCUUCUAAAAACGAUAACAAUGGACCUUCCAAAAGUAAAUCAGAAUCCCCUGCUCCGAGCCUAAGUAGCGAAUCAUUGAGUAUAAAUAGUAAAAAUGGAUUUUGUGCUAACAAGGAAAAAAAACCAAUAUCUAAAGUCAAGAUUGAUUCAGACUUUUCUCUUUCGAAUAGUUCUUUGAAUUCACACAGCACAAAUGAACAUAACACACCUAGCGCAAUGGCUAAGAAACGGGAAAUUUUAGAAAGAACAGAAAUAAAAGAAAAAAUUGGACAAAUUAAAAACAAAAUAAUAAGAUUCAACAGGAAGAAUAGUGAAGCUCCAAGAUAUCCAUCUGUGAAUGCAGGUAGGAACAGAUCAAUAUCAGAAAGGUCUUACACUAGUCAGAGUACCUCUGUUGGAAAUCGCCAACGAUCUCUAUCGGGAACUUAUUCCACUGCCGAUUCAGAGUUUUCAAAUAUAUCACAAAAUACAAAAGAAAGUAUCUUGACGAAUGGAAAGAAAAUGGGUAGUGAUAUAAGUGAAGACACAGCGAAAAUAAGAAAACGUGGGUCACGUGGCAAACGUGGAAGCAAGUCUAAAUCAAAAGAAACUCAAGCCAAUGCAGAACACAUUCCGUAUUAUGCUAAAGAAUGUGAUAGUUUGUACAUUAAUGCCGAAACUUUAUUAAUACUGGAUUUACUUUUUCUUCCUCUGGAACAACAUCACGAAUAUUUGCUCAAUUUAGCAAAAAUUCGAAAAAUAUUAGUACCAAGUCCCGAGGGAUAUGUAUAUAAUCCUAGAUUGAAACGCAUGAAUUCAAUAUUAGAAUUAGGUAACCAAUGUAGAAAUCUUAAUUCAGAAAAUUUAAAAAAAAUUCGAAAGUUAAUGUCCAAUGAUCAAGAAAAUGGUUUUGAUAAAAGCAAAGAAAAGAAAGUACGUUUAGAUUCGGAAUCAAAACGAAUCGGAGAGAAAAAAUCGAAAGUAUUUGAAGACUAUGUCAACGAAAUAGUAGGAGAUUACUUGUCAGAAGAUAAAAAGGAAGAAUUUUUAUUUCCAAAAAGGCCUAAGUCUCAACGUACUAAAAACUAUUUCAAUUCUAAAAACUUUGAAACAGAAUUGGAAAAAUACGCACAAAAACUUGUGGAAGCAAAUUUAGGGGUUAUUGUUGAAAGUGACAUUAGAAUUAAUGGCAAAAACAAUGAGCAAGCCUUUGUUAAAAAUGUAUCUGGGAAAAAAGACGCAUUUAUAGGAUCGCUAGUUGGAAGAAAAUAUGCUUUACAUGGUGACAUAGUAAAAAUAUUUGUACGUAAUGACGACUCUGAAAAACAAGCGACUAAAUAUUUGAACGAAGUUAAACUUAGAGAAAAUAUUGAAGCCUUACAAGAUGAGAAAACAACCCAAAAUAAUACUUGUAAUGAGGCUGAAGUUUUAGGUAAUCAACCAGGUCCAAGUUCUGUAAAUGCAGAUAAUAUCAAUACUGAUAAUGUAACAACAUGCGAUGAUAACGACAAUACAGAAUUAUGCGAUGAAUUGGAACAAUUAAAUAAUAGUAACGAUUUACUGAUUGAACCGGAAAAUGAUAUAUUACCCGAAAAGAGUUCAAAAGCUUUUGUUAUAAAAAUUGUUGAAAAAGUUCACAAUCGUAAAUGUGUUGGAAAUUUUUUAUCGUAUCGCAAAAGUUGCGAAUUUAUUACAUUUGUUCCUAGAGAUUUAAAAAUGCCCAACAUUCGAAUUUAUAAAGCAGACUGGCCAGAACCAUUUCAAAAGGGUGAACUACAAAGCAUCAGUGAUGUUUUAUAUGUUGCCCAAAUAACAGACUGGCUGAACGGUAUUUGUAUUGGUAAAAUUUUGCACCCUAUAGGGAAAUGUGGUGAAUUAGAAUCUGAGAAUAAAGCGAUUCUCUUGCAAAAUGGACUAGAAAUGGAUCCAUAUGAUGAAAAAUUUAAUAAAAUGUUUGACGAGCCUUUGCUCAUCACAGAAGACGAUAUUAAAAUAAGAGAAGAUCUCCGUUCUGAGUGUAUUUUCACCAUUGAUCCCUUAACAGCUAGAGAUUUAGAUGAUGCUAUGUCUUGCAAAACCAUGCCAAAUGGUAAUUAUGAAAUAGGGGUUCACAUAUCAGAUGUCACACAUUUUCUUAAGGAAAAAACCGAGUUAGAUGAAAUAGUUUCUCUGAGAUCAACAAGUGUUUAUAUGGUUAAUGAAGUAUUUCAUAUGUUACCUAAACCAUUGUGCUUCAAAUGCUCUUUAUUGCCAGGUGAAGAUAAAUUUGCCUUUUCAUGCUUUUGGGAAGUAACCCCCUCUGGUGAAAUUAAAAACACGCGUAUGAGUAGAACCAUUAUAAAUUCAUGCACUCAAUUUGCUUAUGAACAUGCACAAAAAAUAAUUGAUUUUCCGAACAAAAUAUUUGAAACCGAUGAUUUUCCUCAAAUUCACAACGGCUGGUCUGUAGAAGAUAUAGUAAAACGAAUCAAAAUCUUGCAUUUAAUUGCAGAAAUAUGGCGUAAAAAUCGUUUUCAAGAUGGAGCUUUAAAAAUAAACAGACCUAAGCUUUAUUUUCGUCUUGAUGGAGAAUCCGGAGAACCAGUUGAGUUUUUUCAAGCCACAUUACAAACGGCUAAUUAUUUGAUCGAGGAAUACAUGUUAAUGGCCAAUCGAUCAGUAGCUGAUUUUAUUUAUAAAAAAUAUCCUAAAAUAGCUUUUCUUCGAAAUCAUGAUCCACCGCUGCCUAAUGUUAUUCAAAAAGUACAGACCAAAUUAAAACAAUUAGGUUUUAAUUUGGAUAUAAGUAGUUCAAAAUUGAUUUACAGUAGUUUAACUGACAUAGUUGAAAAAAGUGAUAAUCCGCCAACUUUAGAAGCUUGUUUAAAUCACUUAAUAUCCAAUUCAAUGACAAGAGCAAGAUAUUUCUGUAGCGAAAACGCCAAAACACCAGAAGAAUUCUGGCAUUACGCUUUAUCAAUACCAAUUUAUACCCACUUUACUAGCCCCAUUCGAAGAUAUCCAGACAUAUUAGUACAUAGAGUUUUGGCAGCAGCACUUGAUUAUGAUAAACCUCCAUGUCGUAGUACAGAUGAAUUGCACGUAUUGGCUGCAAUUUGCAACGAGAAAAAAUAUACUGCAAAAUUAGCUGGAGAAGAUAGUUCUAAUUUAUAUUUUAUGUAUUAUAUAAAAUCUAACAAAUCUAUUAUUAUGAAAGCUGCAGUACUUGAAACUUUCAUGCGUUCAAUGGAAGUAAUUUUAUUAAUGUCAGGACACCAGAUUCGAGUAACUUAUCCAAAUGAUAAGUCCCCUGUGAAAGUAGCUUACAACACUAGCUCGAAAACAGCCUUUUUAAUUAAAGAGAGCGAAGAGCCAGUAGAGUUGAAAAAAUUUUCUGAAAUUGAAAUCGAAGUUUAUAUAGAAAAAUUCAAAAUUAAAGGUCGUAUACCUGGAACAGCAAAAAAUGUAACAAAUGAGCUAAAAAAUGGCCUGAUAAAAGAAAAUAAUGCAGAAAAUUGUAUAGAUAAAGUAGAUGAACUGGAAACUGGCAGUAGUGAUAAAAAUGAUGAAAUUUUAUUGCCCGAUGACAAUGAAGAAAAAAAUAAAGAAAGUGAAUCGGAAUCCGAUAAUUCAUUAUCCGACAAAAAUGAUUUGUCAGAUAAUGUACCCACCAAUUACACAUGUGAUGCAGAAGAUAGCUUAAAUUUAAAAACUGUAGUCCCUGUCGAUUCGGAAAAUAAAUUAGCAAUUACGUCAGACAAUGCAGAAAAUUGUCCUCUGGAAUUGUCCAAAGCACAAACGGACAAAGUUGAUAAUUAAGUCAAUUUUUAUAUGAAUAUCUAUAGGAUAUAAAAAACUUAAAAUAGAUUUAGGACAACGAUCAUGUUACAGAAUAUCUAGAUUUUAAGUUGCUAAUGUUAAUAGCGCGAUUUAACUUUUGAUUUCCAAAAUUUUUUGUUUUGUAAUAGUGCGUUAAUUAAUGUAUUUUACAAGUCAAUAGCAGAUAAGAAUAAAAAAAAAAUUGAUGUACAAAUUUUAUUUUCGAAUCAAUA